CAGACAUAUCUGAUGCCCCUCCAACAGAGGAAGAACCAGUUGAAGCCCAUUCCUACAAAGACAAACCAAGUCAAGUUUUUCACCACCCUGGCUCCUCCUCUUGCUGCUGCAUUCCUGCUUUUUUCUCCAAUUUGCGUCACUCCAGUUUCAAGUGCCCAAACCCUAGAUAUCCUAAGAGGAGCCUCAUUGUUCCGUCAAACAUGUAUUGGAUGUCACGAUGCAGGUGGAAACAUUAUACAACCAGGAUCAACUCUAUACACAAAGGAUUUACAAAGAAAUGGAGUUGAUACAGAAGAAGAAAUCUACCGCAUCACAUACUAUGGCAAAGGAAGAAUGCCGGGAUUUGGUAAAGAAUGCAUGCCUCGAGGGCAGUGUACAUUUGGAGCUCGUUUGGAAGAUGAAGAUAUCAAGAUAUUUGCUGAGUUUGUCAAAUUGCAAGCUGAUAAAGGGUGGCCAAGUGUAGAAACCGAAGAAAAAUGAUUUAGCAAUUGAAAUUUCUCCUCCAUCCUGUCCUAAUUAAUUGGUACAGAGUCAUUCAUUUAAUCGAUUUAUGUACAUUAGUGUUUUUAUAGGUUUUGGAAUUUUCUUAUAACAAUUUUUGUGGUGUGUCACAAUAAUUAAAUAGAUAAAAUAACUCAUCUGAAGUGAUUUAAAGUGAAAAUGUGUUAUUGCGAGAGGGUAUAAAUAACAUUUCUAAAGGAAAUAUGUUAUUGUAAAAGGUAUCAUUAACAUAAAAAUAG
Lathyrus oleraceus (garden pea) is the source of this 740-nucleotide messenger RNA. RefSeq names its product cytochrome c6, chloroplastic. NCBI's taxonomy places the organism in Eukaryota, Viridiplantae, Streptophyta, Magnoliopsida, Fabales, Fabaceae. The transcript is spliced from 5 exons. Gene Ontology annotation, molecular function: heme binding; iron ion binding; electron transfer activity. The coding region runs from base 13 to 480 and encodes 155 amino acids. The record is from RefSeq and is a predicted model, not a curated record.